Pseudozyma hubeiensis SY62 is the source of this 2979-nucleotide messenger RNA. RefSeq names its product single-stranded DNA endonuclease. The record is from RefSeq and is a predicted model, not a curated record. Gene Ontology annotation, biological process: double-strand break repair via homologous recombination; resolution of meiotic recombination intermediates; nucleotide-excision repair involved in interstrand cross-link repair. NCBI's taxonomy places the organism in Eukaryota, Fungi, Basidiomycota, Ustilaginomycetes, Ustilaginales, Ustilaginaceae. The transcript has 5 exons. The coding region runs from base 1 to 2979 and encodes 992 amino acids. Gene Ontology annotation, cellular component: nucleotide-excision repair factor 1 complex. Gene Ontology annotation, molecular function: single-stranded DNA binding; damaged DNA binding; single-stranded DNA endonuclease activity.
AUGUCGUCGCACAACGGCAUCCUGCAGAGGGCUGGCCUGCUUCCGUUCCACUGCCAGAUCGUCAAUUCGUUGGUUCCAGGACCAGACGAUAGUCCCGACGAGGGCGAUGCGCUGGUCAUCGUAGCGAGGGGACUAGGGCUUCGUAGGAUCGUCAGUACAAUCCUGCGCAUAUAUGAUUCGCCAAAUAGCCUCGUGCUAUUGGUAAAUGCCACGUCCGAGGAAGAGAGUGGCAUUGGAGAAGAGCUCACCACACUGGGUGUUCGCAAGCCGGGCCUUCGGGCUAUACACCACGAGAUGCCUGCCAAGCAGAGAUCCGAGAUGUAUCUCUCCGGAGGUAUCAUGAGCGUUACAUCGAGGAUUCUCGUCGUCGACAUGCUCAGCAAGAGAAUCCCCACGGGGCUCAUCACAGGACUUGUAGUUCUGCAUGCGGAGAAAGUCACCCCGACAUCGGUCGAAGCAUUCAUUGCGAGGAUCUAUCGUCAAGAGAACAAGGAAGGCUUUCUCAAGGCGUUCUCGGACAAUCCGGAACAUUUCACGAUGGGUAUCAGUCCACUACAGACCGUGCUCAGCCAGCUGCGGAUCAGAAAGGUGGAACUUUGGCCACGCUUCCAUCAACAGACGAGCAAGGACCUCGGGCAACGAAAGGCAGAUGUCAUCGAGCUCCACCAGCCUUUGACACGAUCGAUGCGCAACAUCCAGACAGCAAUCAUCGAGUGUCUUGAUGCGUCGCUGUCGGAGCUCAAGCGAGGAAACGCAAACGUUGAGACGGACGACUUUUCGAUCGAGCAUGCCAUCUUUCGGGCUUUCGACGUCGUUGUGCGAAGGCAGCUUGAUCCAAUUUGGCAUCGAGUCAGCGCCAAAACCAAGCAGCUGGUGGGCGAUCUCACCACCCUUCGCAACCUGCUCAACUAUCUUCUGACUUACGAUUCAGUGACAUUCAAUUCAUAUCUCGAGACAAUCCUGGCAUCGAGCACAACGACUGCCAAGGGCACCACACGCCAAAACCAGUCCGCCUGGCUCUUCAUGGACGCGGCGAAUGUCAUCUUCCACGAGGCGAAACGGAGAGUGUACGUGUGGGACGAGUCUCGUCCCCAGCAGCCGCUGACAGAAGACCAGAGCUAUGCAGAUGACGAGGAAGCGCUUCGACAAGCGGAAGGAAGUCGGGAAACGCUCAGGACAGCCCACGAAGGGCCGAUCCCGCCCGAAGUCGAGCCCGUACUCGAAGAGAAUCCGAAGUGGCAUCUGCUUCAGGAAGUUCUCGACGAAGUAGAGCAAGAGAUACACUUCAAUGUCGCUGCAUCUGACUCGGAAGCCGGCAACACAAUUCUGAUCAUGUGCGGUUCGGAAAGAACGAGCAUGCAGCUACGUCAGAUCAUUUCCUCGAUGGACGAAUGUCCUCCGGGACAGCCCGGCAAAAAACUCAUGCAACAGCUGCUAAAGUCAUACUUCUUGUGGAAGGGCGGUCUGGGGAAAAUAAACGCCGAGCAAAAGGAGGGACAGGAAAGCGGAGACACUCGAACAACGUCAAACGCGGCACAGGGCUCCUUGCCACAGGCAGGCCCCAUCAACGAAGCGCUCAAGCGGAAGCUUGCUUAUCAAAAGGGGCAGCAGGCCUACGCCAACAAAAGACGUCGCCAACGUGGCGGGUCGUCUGUGCAAAGCUCGAGCGGAAGGUUUACCAGCGCGACGGAUGCAGCCGGACAAGCCAGCUUUCAGGCUGAGGCGGCACAGGUCUCUGACUACAUUGCAUCUACGGCAAACGGCAACGAGAACGAGGAUUCCGCCCCUGAAGCUCUUGAUGCCGAGCAAAUCUCCGACGAGAUUGACGAGGUCGAAUUCGACGCAUUUUUCGGGCUGCUCAGCAUGGAAAACCUGGUGGUCGUGCGUUCAUAUCGCGGCGAUCAAGAUGACAAGGUCCUUCAAGAGCUCCGACCCCGCUUCGUCAUCAUGUAUGAUCCUGACCCGGCCUUUGUGCGGAGGGUCGAAGUGUACCGAAGCACAAAUCCUGGCGUUGGCGUGCGGGUCUACUUUCUCAUUUACGCCGAUUCUGUCGAAGAGCAAAGGUAUCUCAGCGCACUCCGUAGGGAGAAAGAGUCGUUCGAGCGCCUGAUUCGAGAAAAGUCCAUGAUGGCCCUGCCGCUAUCUGCGGAUGGCCGACCAAUAGCGGAAGACGCGGAUCAACGAUUCCUACGCACGAUCAGCAGCCGAGUAGCAGGAGGACAGAGGUCUGCCACUGCGGAGCCGCCUCGGAUCAUCGUCGACAUGCGUGAAUUCAGAUCCAGUCUGCCUUCCAUGCUACAUGCCGCCGACAUCCAAGUCAUCCCGUGCACUCUUCAAGUUGGCGACUACGUCUUGACACCGACGAUGUGUGUCGAGCGUAAAAGUCUCUCGGAUUUGAUACAAAGUUUCAAUUCGGGUCGACUUUACACGCAGUGCGAGCUCAUGUGCGUCCAUUAUCAGCAUCCGAUCUUGCUCAUCGAGUUUGACCAAGACAAGUCUUUCUCGCUCAAGUCUACCGCCGACGGAAAAAUGACCGGACGCGCCGCCGGUACCGAGCUCGACGUACAAGCCAAGCUUGUAUUGCUCACCUCAGCGUUCCCCAGGUUGCGAAUCAUCUGGUCAAGUUCUCCCUUUGCGACGUCCGACAUUUUCGCCGAUCUAAAGCAGAAUUUCGACGAGCCGGAUGCUGCCAAAGUAGCGUUGGUAGGUCUGGACGACGUGCUCGAAGCGGAAGGCGGUACAUCAAGCGAGAUUGUGAGACGCGCUGAUUGGCAGUCGUCGAGCGAGCACUCCUUCAAUCUCGGCCCUCAGGACCUGCUUCGGGCACUGCCUGGUGUCAACACGAAAAACUUCCGCUACAUCAUGAGCCAGGUGCGGGACAUUUCCGACCUGUGCAGCAUGUCGCAGGAGGAUCUCAGCGAGCUCAUUGGCGUUGAACCGGCCAGACAGCUGACGCGUUUCCUCGAACGAGGCUUGUGA